UUCUAAAUGCCUAUCAUACGACUCCUUUUCUUCCUCUCUCUCUCCAAUCGGAUCCCACUUCUGAUCUGGUGAUCUCGUUACUCCGGCGCCACCGGCAUCGCAUUAAGCUACGAUAAUUUACAUUAACGGCCGCCAGCCUCCGGCUACGAUUCCGAGCAGAAAUGGAGUCCAUCUUGGCUCGAGCGUUGGAGUACACACUCAAGUAUUGGCUCAAAUCAUUCAGUAGAGAUCAGUUCAAAUUGCAGGGGCGCACCGCGCAACUUUCGAAUUUAGAUAUAAAUGGAGACGCACUACAUGCGAGUAUGGGAUUGCCGCCGGCGCUCAAUGUCACCUCCGCCAAAGUUGGCAAAUUGGAGAUUGUGCUUCCUUCGGUAAGCUACGUACAAGUAGAGCCAAUUGUGGUGCAAAUUGAUAGGCUGGACCUGGUGUUGGUGGAAAAUGAUGAUAUAGAUGUAUCUAGUAAACCGAGCAGUGUUUCAACCUCAACAAGUACUGGAAAGGGUAGUGGAUAUGGAUUCGCUGACAAGAUUGCAGAUGGAAUGACAUUACAAGUUGGUGUUGUUAAUCUCUUACUCGAAACUCACGGUGGAGCUCGGCGCAGAGGAGGAGCAACCUGGGCAUCUCCAAUGGCUUCCAUCACUAUACGCAACCUUAUACUCUGCACAACAAAUGAGGACUGGGAGGUUGUAAAUCUUAAGGAUGCAAGGGAAUUUUCUACUGGCAAGAAAUUCAUAUAUGUGUUCAAAAAACUUCAGUGGGAGCAGCUGUCUAUUGACAUCCUGCCUCAUCCGGAUAUGUUCUCGGAUCCAGACUUUUUAAAUUCUCAAGAAGGGUCUAAUAAGAAAGACGAAGAUGGUGCAAAGCGGGUAUUCUUUGGUGGGGAGCGAUUCAUUGAGGGGAUCUCAGGAGAGGCCUAUAUUACAAUCCAAAGGACAGAGUUGAAUUGCCCCCUAGGGCUUGAAGUUCAAUUGCAUAUUACAGAAGCUGUUUGCCCUGCUUUAAGUGAACCAGGAUUACGGGCUCUUCUCCGUUUCUUUACUGGAUUUUAUGUUUGUCUAAAUCGAGGAGAUGUGAAUCCAAAUUCUCAGCCACGGUCUGCAGAAGCUGCCGGCCGUUCUUUGGUCUCUAUAACUGUGGAUCACAUAUUUGUCUGCAUUAAGGAUGCUGAAUUUCAGCUAGAACUUCUGAUGCAAUCACUAUUAUUCUCUCGGGCAAGUGUAUCUGAUGGAGAGAAGGCAAAUUACUUGACACGGGUCAUAAUAGGUGGAUUGUUUUUGAGGGAUACGUUUUCGCGUCCACCAUGCACCUUAGUGCUGCCGUCGAUGCAGGAUGCUUCUAUUGAUACCUCAGAUGUCCCAGAUUUUGCUAAGAACUUCUGUCCUCCAAUAUAUCCUCUUGGAGAGCAGCAGUGGCAAUCAAAUUGCAGUGUGCCUCUGAUCUGUCUCUACAGUCUGCAGUUAGUGCCCUCCCCGAGCCCACCAAUUUUUGCUUCCAGAACCGUUAUUGACUGCCAGCCGCUAAUGAUUCAUCUUCAGGAAGAAUCCUGUCUGAGAAUAUCAUCCUUUUUAGCUGAUGGAAUUGUCGUAAAUCCUGGUUCUGUGCUGCCAGAUUUCUCCAUUAACUCCCUACUUUUCAAUCUUAAAGGUUUAGUUGUUACCGUACCCCUAGAGAUAGGAAACCCAGAACAAUUAUCUGGAAGUCCCAACAUAUCAGUCCAUAAUUCAUUUUCUGGGGCAAGGCUCCAUAUUGAAAAUUUGAUGUUCUCCCAGUCACCUUCCUUAAAACUAAGCCUACUGAACAUUGAGAAGGAUCCUGCAUGUUUCUGUCUUUGGAAGAGUCAACCAAUUGAUGCCAGCCAGAAGAAAUUGACUGCUGGAGCAUCUUCGAUUACUUUGUCUUUGGAAACAUGCAAUGGCUUUAUUGGGAGGAACACCGCAAGGGUGGAUUCAAGUCUAUGGAAAUGUGUUGAGAUGAAAGAUAUCUGUUUUGAGGUAGCAAUGGUGACUGCAGAUGGGACCCCUUUAACAGAUAUGCCACCUGCGGGAGGGGUUGUCAGAGUAGGAGUUAACUGUGAACAAUACAAUUCAAGCACUUCAGUGGAGCAGUUAUUCUUUGUUCUAGACCUCUAUGCUUAUUUUGGUAAGGUUAGUGAAAGGAUAGCUGUGGCAGGGAAAAGCAAGUCUUUAGAGGAAACAAGAAAUGAUUCUCUGCAGGGAAGCAUAAUGGAUAAAGUUCCUGGUGAUACUGCUGUCACUCUUUCUCUGAAGAAUUUGCAGCUAAGAUUCUUAGAAUCUUCAUCUGAUACCCAAGGCACACCUCUAGUUCUUUUCAUUGGUGAUGGUCUGUCUGUCAAGGUUAGCCAUAGAACUCUGGGUGGCGCCAUGGCAAUUUCAUCCACUUUACGAUGGGAAAGGGUCGAGGUGGACUGUGCAGACACUGCGAAUGACUUCCAACUGGAGAAAGGUUCUGAAUUGAUGCUUCCCGACAAGAAUCUGAACGGGAGGGACUGCUAUCAGUUACGGGCUGUUUUUUGGGUUCAAAAUACUAAAAUUUAUCAAUCAAAUCGUAAUAUGACAGUACCAUUUCUGGACAUAUCCGUGACACAUGUGAUUCCAUAUAGUGCACAGGAUAUCGAGUGCCAUAGUUUAAGAGUGUUGGCCUGCAUUGCUGGUAUCCGCCUUGGUGGAGGAAUGAGUUAUGCUGAAUCUUUGCUUCAUAGGUUUGGAAUCUUUGGUGCUGAUGGCGGGCCAGGGGAAGGUCUUACCAGAGGCCUUGAGCAGUUAUCUGGUGGACCUUUAUCAAUUCUUUUUAAAGCAUCACCCGUCACUGUGGAUGACCUUAGAGAGAAUGCAUGUCAAGAAGAUGGAAAGGAAAGCAGUCUCUUCCAUUUGGGCACCCCUGAUGACGUGGAUGUUUCAAUUGAAUUAAAAGAUUGGUUAUUUGCUCUUGAAGGUGAGCAGGAGAUUGCAGAUAGAUUAUACUUCCAAGACUCCGAAGUUCCUCAGAGAGAAGAGAGGAGCUGGCAUAUGACGUUUCAUAAUAUACAUAUGAAAGCAAAAAGCGCCCCAAUGCAUGCAGCAGCUGAUAAAACAAACACAACCAGAAAGCAUAAACAUCCUAUCGAGUUGAUUACUGUUGGCAUGGAAGGUCUGGAGAUCUUAAAACCAAUGUCUGGGCACCGGAUGCUGACGAAUGGGAUUUAUGAAAAUGAGAUAGUUCAGAAUGGUUUUCCCGGAAGAGAAAAGCAACCUGUCAACAGACAUGGUGGCGUCAAUGUGGAAGUUGACAUAGUGGCUUCUGAAGCAGAUAAUGAUGACCUAAUGGCUGAGUGGAUGGUGGAAAAUUUCAAAUUCUCUGUAACCGAGCCACUUGAGGCUGUAGUGAAGAAGGAUGAGCUGCAACAUCUCGCUCUCCUGUGCAAGUCUGAGGUCGAUUCUUUGGGUAGAAUAGCUGCUGGUGUCCUUCGAAUUCUUAAGUUAGAUGGAUCACUUGGUUCAGCAGCAAUCAGCCAACUGAGUAAUUUAGGAACUGGAAGUAUAGACCAGAUAUUUACCCCGAAGUCGAAGACGGGGUUCAGUCCAUUUUCAGACGCGGGCGGUGGAAGUUGGGGUUCAGGCAUGGAGACAACCGUUGCAUUUCUUGAGGAGGCAGUUUUGGAUUCAAAGGCAAAAUGCGCUGCUCUGGCGACCGAGUUAGCUUGCUCAGAUUCGCCUGCAAACUGCCUUGAUGAUGUCAGACAGCUGAGUGAGAAACUUGAAAACAUGCAGAAGUUACUUGACCAAUUGAGAAUUCCUCACUGAAAAUGCUGUGUUGUAAUAUAUGACAUUGGGUGAAGGGGUAUAGUUUUGUGAUUCUUUCUUGUAGAUAGUAGGCAUGCAAAAUAUAGAGAUUAGGGUCUCAACCAUUUUGUCCCAUGUAAAUUAAUCUGAAAUGUCAUUUAUCAUAACCAAAUUUUGUAUUGGAUAGCAGAUCUGCUCUUAUUAUUGAGUUAUACUCCAUUUGAAUUUUGUAA
Messenger RNA from Salvia splendens (bonfire salvia), 4012 nucleotides. RefSeq lists its product as uncharacterized. Lineage: Eukaryota; Viridiplantae; Streptophyta; Magnoliopsida; Lamiales; Lamiaceae. The record is from RefSeq and is a predicted model, not a curated record. The transcript has 20 exons. The coding region runs from base 162 to 3800 and encodes 1212 amino acids.